GCCAUUACCUGUUUAAAACAAUCGUUGGACUUGUUGUUGCCGCUAUCAACGACGGAGCGUACCGCCCAGCUGUAAAAACCGCAUCAUUUCGGGGCAACGUACCGCCUGUAUCAGUUAGUUAGGCCUUGCUUUGAGGCACGCGAUGGCACCGAGACAACGUUCGACGUCGCCGCCUUCCAUGGUAGAAACGACUGAUAGGCAACAAGAAUCGCAACCUCUGGUAUCAAGCAGCUCUUCCACAUCGUCUUUAAACGGAACGUCAUUGAAAAGAGCAAAACAUUCGGCGGAAAAUUCUGUUGAACUUCCGUACCAGCAGCUUGCCGAAAUUGCGCGGGAACGUCACGACUUUUUCAAUAUUUUCGCCCUGGUAUUUGUUAUCGGAGCAACUUUAAUCAACUGGGAUCUGACCAGAUUAGUACAAGGCUACGGUCCAGAUGAGGCUUGGACCGGAGAGCAUUUUUAUUUGAAUUGGGCGACGACAGUCCUUUAUUUUCUGAUUGACCUCCUCUGGGUAGCUGUGGUGCCAAUCUGUGUGAAGAGUCCGGGUACAAUCAUCAAGCAUCAUUUUGUUGCAAUCAUUUAUUUGUCAGCCCCCGUUUUCUGGGUGGAAUAUCGCUGGUUCAUGGGAGCUUGUCUUACGGUUGAAGUCAACACUUGGUUUCUUAUUCUGCGGCGCCUCGUCUAUAAAAGACAAUCGUGGAUACCAGCUAUUUGCGUUGAAGUCGUGGACAAGUCAUUUUACAUUUCAUGGAUUGUUAUCCGGUGUUUUAUUUAUCCCUCGCUACUGGUAAAGAUGGUCAAUCUAGCCAUCAUUGGAAUUCAGCUGAGUGGGCAUUUCUGGCACUGGCCUCUUCUCUUUAUCCCCCUGCAUUUCUUCCUGUGCGUCCUGAACCUCAAGUGGUCCUACGACCUGUUCGAACCCAUCAUACGCAAACGGAUGAAAGGUAACGGUGCGAAACAAGCGACGGUGGCGACAGGAUUGUAA
Molecule: messenger RNA, 985 nt
Organism: Phaeodactylum tricornutum CCAP 1055/1
Lineage: Eukaryota; Bacillariophyta; Bacillariophyceae; Surirellales; Neidiaceae
Exons: 4
Coding region: 143-985 (280 amino acids)
Cellular component (GO): membrane
Source: RefSeq, a predicted model, not a curated record